UAUGUAAAUGGCUUGACAUCCGCUCCUGCACAGUAUAUAAAAGCUCAUUAAUCAGAGCAACACUACAGCCAUCUCCUUGACUAACUGCGAGACAGUCUCUUAAAGUUGUGACGACUUGACUGCGUGAUCACUGAAACCAUGCUGAAGGUAGCACUUGUACUUGGAUGCCUCCUGUGCCUCACUCUGGCCAGUCCCAUGAACAUGGCACACAAACGACUCGCCCGCUCAGGCUCUCACUCCAACUCAGACUCUAACUCCAAUGAGCGCGUCCGCUCGUUUGGCCCGAGUACACAACAGUGGCUCCAGCUCCUUCUUACCUUACUCCAGCAGCAACAAGCUACAACUACUACAGCUGCAACUACUACUACUACUACCACCGCUGCAACUACCACUACUGCAGCUGCAACUACCCCUACCCCAGCUACAACUGCCCCUGCUACUACCAAAUAAAAUCUGAAAUUUAGCCAGAGAUCAAUAAGUGAAUGAAAGUACUGAGUACAUGAAGAGUGAUGUGAAUCUAAAUGAUUUUGUCUUAGUGUUUCUACACUCAUCAUUCUGGUUCAAGUAAACAUGUGGAUCAAAAUCACUUUAUUCUCUGUAGUAUCUGCUAAAUAAACUUCAGAAAUGGAAA
Lates calcarifer (barramundi perch) is the source of this 631-nucleotide messenger RNA. RefSeq names its product C-type lectin domain-containing protein 141-like. The transcript is spliced from 4 exons. Bases 139 to 450 code for a protein of 103 amino acids. The record is from RefSeq and is a predicted model, not a curated record. Lineage: Eukaryota; Metazoa; Chordata; Actinopteri; Centropomidae.